UCAUAAAAUUAUAUGUGCCUGAAAUAAGCAUUGUCAUCUAAUGAAAUACUCUAUUGAUUGCCUCUCUGGAUUCUGAAUUAGAAAUGAAGUGUGCUGUAUUUAGCAUUGAUACUUCGUUACUAAAGAAUGAUGCUAUAUUGUUUGUUUUUUUGUUUUUGUUUUUUGUUUUUUAUUCUCUCGAUUAAAUGAAAAAUAGUUCACAUAAGUUAUAACUGAUUACAUAUGUUGGGCUAUAUUUAGUGCAUGUCUUCACCAUAUUAAAGCUAAUUAAUAGGGUCGGACUCAAUAUUCCUACAAUUAUGAAACCAAAACCGGUAAGUUGGGGAACCGUAAACGGUAAAACCAAAAAGCUGAAAGGAAACUUGAAAUAUCGAAAUCAUGAAGAUGCUGUCUACCUUUUGUCAGAUGGCCACGGAUACAUGCCAGUCUUAACUACUUGAGUGAAAUGGAAGACGACAUCUUGGAAUACCCUGAGAUUGAGGUGGAUCCGGUGUAUGUGACAGUUACUAGUAACGCCUCCCGCAUUAGUACAGACUCUGCAGAUGACCUUGACUGGCUACAGCACUCUAAACUUACAGGGGGCAUAAUUAAGUUCCUGUAUGAUGGGUCCACAGAGGAAAAAAGUCAUAAGGGAUUCUAUGUAUGUGUGGCUGAAGAUGCUGCUGUUGAGGAUGUGGCCAAGUAUAUAUCUAAAGUGUGGAGAAAAAGGAAUCCCGACAUCAUUCUGUCUGUCAUCUCCAGUCUCAGCCACUACAAGAAAUGGAAGAAUAAAGGGCAAGUUGAUGAUCUGCAAACUGGUUUGAUUCAGGCCAUGAAUUCUACCAAUAUGUGGGUCUUGACAAAUGGAUUAGAUGGUGGAAUUGCAAAAAUAGUAGGCGAUGCUGUACGCUUGGAAAGAGAGAGACGAUAUAUUCUGAGAUCUCAAGCUCAGGACCCUUAUCUAAAACUGACUAAGAAAGAGGAAUUGGAUGAACUUCCUAAGAUGACUGUGAUAGGCGUGGUUCCUAAGCUACAGCUGGACUGUUCUGCUAGUCUGGAGGGAAUACAUGACUCCAUUAUUUCACUAAAAAAAACUGGGACAAAAGAAGCUAUGGAGCUGAAUGGUGAACACUCUCAUUUCAUCAUUAUGGAUCAAAACACAGAUAUGAAGGAGUUGGAGAAUUUCCGGCUCAGGGUGGAAGAGAGACUGCUGAUCCCGAUAGGCCGGGGGAAAAAGUACAGGAAAAUCAAAAUGUUUGAUCCAACUCUUAAUGCUGGAUCAUCCAUCCCAGAAAAUUUACCUGUAAUUACCAGCACCUGUAACCCCAUGGUAGGCCUCUUGAUACAGGGUGGACCAAUAGAUAUUGAUCACGUAGUGGAUCUCCUCCGCAGAAAAGUUCCUGUUCUUGUUGUACAGGGGACUGGACUGGGUGCUGACCUUAUUUCUUUUGUGUACUUUGAAAAGAUUCACCAUGAAGGAGAUGAGUACGAGUCGUUUGUUAAAACUGAGUUAAUCAAGAGAAUGAUGAACUGUUACCCGAAGGAUUUUGUUGAUGAUGAACUGGCCCGAAAUCGAUGCAGGGACAAGAUAUUGGAGUGUGUCAGUCUUGCCCAUCAGGAGAAUGGACGAUUCUUGACUGUAUUGGAUAUUAAUGCGGAUCCUGAGGGGCUGAAAAAUUUGGACAAGUAUAUCCUAUUGACAUUGUUUGAAUCUCAAGGGUCAAAGAGAGGGAGUCAGUUUCAGGAACAAUUCCAGUCUGACCUUAAGCUGACCUUGGACUGGAACAGACCAGAUUUAGCAGAAUCACAGAUAUUUGAGAAAUAUGAUUGGACAACUAUUAAGAUUACACCAGAAUUAUUUGACAAGGCUUUGUUGAAGAGAGGGAGGGAGAAAUUUGUGGAAAUCUUCCUGAACCGAGAAUCCAUUGUCUUGCAUGAAUAUGUCAACUACAAAAAACUUUUGGAUUUGUUCAACAAUAUGGACAAGCCUGAAUUCUUCUGUCACCUCUGCUUGGAGGGAAUUCUUGCCAAAUCCCCAGUUGUGAAGAAUAAAAAGGGGAUGAGCUACCCAGUGGGCAAGGACUUCAUUAUUGGUCAAAGCUGUGAACUCAAUUACCUGCUGUAUAAAUUGACCAGUCUAGAGUGUCUGGUAUCCUCAUAUGACCUCUCAAUGAACUCAGUUGGACAGUAUGUUUGUGAUAAAACCACUGCAGAGAGGAAGGCCUUGAAUGCAUUGAUCUAUUGGUCAGUGCUGACCUACAAUCCAGCGGUGACUAAGGUUCUGUGGAAGCGGUCAGACCAACCUUUAGUGAUGGCCCUCAUGAUUAGUAUGAUCUGGCACAACCUAGCAGUAAGAUGGUGCAGGGAUCUUGAUACGAAAAGACAACUUAAAGAUUCAGCUAUAGAGUUUGGAAAACAGGCGGUGAAGUUGUUGGACCUGAGUUACAAAGAUUCCUGUCUGACUGCUAUUGCCUCAUUAGACGAAAAGCUGGCAGAGUUCAAUAACAAGACGACAAUAAAACUGGCUCACAUAGCUCGGAAUAAAUUUUUCAUUGCUCACAAAAGCUGUCAGAAGUGGCUGAUUCAACGUUGGCAUGGCAACCUGCUUAUUAGGGAGGUGGAUUACGGAGUAUUUAAACUCCCAAACUGGCUCAAGAUUUACCUGAGUGUUCUUUUCAUUUUCCCAAUGUUGUUCUGGAUUACCUAUGAGAUUAAGGAUGGCAAGGAAGUAAAAACUACAGAGGAGGAAGAAGAAUUUGAUUUAGACCAAAUGGACACCCCAGAUAUGAUACCUCUCAAAUGGAAACAAAAAAAGAGCACAAGAGGAAAAAUGAAAUACCAAAUGAGAGAGAUGUUUUCCUAUGGUAGACAGAACUUGAAAGUGCCCAUUUACCUGCAGUUCUACUACCUGUGGAGUGCCCCAAUUACCAAGUUCUACAUCAGUCAGAUGUUCUACAUCAUGUACUUGGCCGUAUUCAGUUAUGCGGUCAUUAUUCCAUCUUGUGGAGAUUUUUACAUUGAUCUGGUGGUGUAUUUUUGGACUGCAAUGAUCUGGGUUGAAAUCAUCAGGAAAACCAUAAUCAAAAGAAAGGAGUACAAGGAGAUGAAGAUUUUGUGGACUGUGAUAGAGAUUGGCCUGAUUGGUGCCUUCCUCGUUGUCAUUGGUCUGGUUCGAAUCAUUCCCAAGUUUGUACCCUUCAUCAAGUACACCACUGCCAAGUUUGUCAUGAGUCUGGGCCUCUUGUACUUCUACUAUAGGUCGCUCAGUGUGUUUCUGCCCAUCAGCCCUGUGCUGGGCCCUAUGAUGAUCAACUUCAAGGCAAUGAUGAAGAAGGACUUUGUGACAUGGCUGAGGAUGUUCCUGGUGUUUAUGAUUGCUGGUGGUAUCACCAUUCAGGCUGUUCUCUACCCUAACUAUCCCGCCUCUGAGGAGGGCAUUGUCAAAGCUUUCAGCAGGGCCUUUUUUGGGAUGUUCCUCACCAAAAUUGAUGACCUCGACAGUAAUCCAAUGUGUGAAAGCUUUUAUGCCAAUCAGACAAGGGAAGUUUGCUUUAAUGCUGCAGCUUCCUUUUGGCAAAGAAAUACAAGUCAGAUCCGUUUUCGUCCCGAGUUUGCUGAAUGCCCCCAUCGAAGCUUUGGAGGGUAUGCCAUAGUGAUUCAGUACCUCGUCAUCACCAAGCUUAUUCUCCUAACCCUUCUGUAUGCCUUGUUCAGUGUCACCAAUGCCAAAGUUCAGUCCGAAUCCGAGGAAAUUUGGAAAUACCAGGUUUACAGCAUCAUUGUGGACUUUGAGACACGCCUCAGACUGCCUGCUCCAUUCAAUUUCAUCAGCUACAUCAUCAUGUUGAUAGAAUUCAUCUUCAAGAAGCUCAAACUCUGCAUGAAGAAGUGCUGUAAAUCUUCAUGCUGUAUGAAGGACAAAGUGGACAGUAACAACAAGGUGUCAGUAGUAAAGGUUCACGGCUCUGUAGACUACAGCUACUGGAAGAACUGUAUGAAGAAGCUGAAUGAAGAGGCAGAGAAAGAGGAGAGGGAGGCGGCACGGCCUAAAGAACAAAGUCAAAGAAUUCAGCAGCUGGUAACACAGUCUAAAUUGCAGAAGGAGUUCAAUGACAAAAUGACAGAGCAGAUGUCAAACUUGGAGCGUCAGCUAAUUACAUGUAGUAUAGCCUUGGAACAGAUUGCUCACAAAAUAGAUACUAUUGAUCCAAAGGCACGGCCAGAGUUAGUGACGUCUGUCUCUCUACAUAUGGCAAGCCGUGAGUCACCCUACCCCAACACCAAAUUCCAGAGGUUCCCGGUCUUCGAUAAAUAUGUCAGCUGGGAGGAGGCUUAUUCUACUUAUGAUCCAGUGUUGUACACCAAACCCAUUGAUGAAUACAGAGAGUCUGUUCAAAGUUUGGUGGAUGCAGAUUUUAUUGAGCUUGCACAGCAUUUGGAGAUGAGCAGUCAGAGUCAGGAUGAGAGAGCCAGUGUAUUGUCAGCGUCAGGGUAUCAGAAACCGCUGUGGAAUCUGUCGGCUACGUUCAUCAUCAACGACGCCAGUGUGGAGGUUAACAGAUUGUCCUGGAUUACAAGAGACGGCUUGCCAGUACGAUAUGAACUGGACUCAUCUGACAUACCAAUAAACCCUAUGGGUCGGACAGGCAUGAGGGGCAGGGGGAAGUUGCGGAGAUGGGGCCCAAACCACUGUGUGAUGGUGGUGGUGUCCCGAUGGAAGAGAUAUCUGUCUACCAGCCAAAACCAACAGAACUUCAUGAAAGUGGAUGGCAAGAAAGUCCUGGAGGUGGUUGUCCUACAGAAGAAGGAGUCAGGGGAGUUCACUCUGCCCAGUGGGAAAGAGUAUGGCAACAUGUCUGUAUACUCAGCUAUGUGUAGGAAGUUCUUGGAUAAUGUUUUCCAGGAGAAAACUGCCUUGAUUGACCCUGACAUGACAGCACAACAAAUGGUCCAGUUCUUUGAGCAGUUUGUAGAGCCCCACCCAGGACCCUUCACUGGAUUCACCACAGAGCAAAUUUACAAGGGAUACAUGGACGACCCCUGUAACACAGACAAUGCCUGGAGAGAGGCGGAGGUCUGGAACAUACACUACCAUGUCCCGGAUAACCUUGACCUGAAGAUCAAGGAUAAAGAGAAAAAAUGGAAAGAAGUGUCUUCAUAUCUCAGACUGCCUGGGAACCAGAAUCUUAUUGUGCAUGAAGCAGCUCGAAAUCAAGGUGCCUACUACUAAAGGUUUCCACUUAAAGCACAAGUUUUUACCUUGUAUUGCCAGUCCUUAUACAUGAAGUGUCCUAUUAAUUAUAUGGUUGUAUACAUGGUGCUAGUGCAAUUCUUGUAAUGCAUUUUUACUCUGGUCUUACGAGUUUACGUUUUAUUUAUCUGAUGAUUUUUUUCAAACUUGUGUAUCACUCGUUUUAUUGAUAUCUUUAUAUUUUUUAAAAAAAAUGAGAUAUACACCUUUGCUGUGUUUGUUAUUUUCUUGGCGUGCCAAUUUACACAAGAGUAUCUUUUCUCAAUUCCACUACCUUGUUUAUUUCAAACCAUCAAGUGUUCAUUAUUUUGUCCAUUAGGUUGUGGCAUGGGGGACACAUAAAGAUCUUAAUGUUCUGAUCUAUGUCUGUCCUUCUGUCUGUAUGGAGUCAUACAUUUACAGAAAUAAUUCAAGCUUUCUUAUCUAUGUUAAAUAUUAGUCACAGUACAAUUCAAUAUUUGAUGGAAGCCUAAGCAAUAUCCAAGGUUAUUGUUUGCAAUGUUUCUUGAACACUCUGGUAUACAUAUAGAAGUGCUGUUCGGUGUGAAUUAAAUUAGACAUGUGUUCAUCCACUUGUGUCCAGUGAUGUAUUUGAACUAGUCAGAAGUUCAUCAAAGUAUGAUAUGCAUAACGUAACAAAUACAUGUGCUCUCUUACUGUUUUUAGAUGUAAUGAUGCACAGUUUAAUUGACUUGGCUGUUAUUGAACUGCUGAUAUAUAUGACAACCUUCCUUGUCGAUUGUCAUUCAUAAAAGAGAUCUUAUUUAAAUUCCCACCUUUGUAAUUAUUUCUACUAUAUAAUUGCAUGUUGUUUCCAUUUAUGAUAGAAAUGUAAUUGUUGUCCACUAGCUUUAGUAGAAUUUUUAAAAAAAAAAAAAAAAAUUUUUUUUUUUUUUUUUUUUUUUUACAUGUAUGUGAAAAUUUGUAAACAUGCUUUCAAAACUCGAUUGUUACAUGGACUUGUAAUGAAAUGUGGAAAAUAUUAAUUAUACACCAUUUGAUAUAGCGUACAUAAGAAUCAAACCAAAUGUAUGCUUGCAUACCAUUUACUACUGUGUAUUUAUAGAUACAUGUACAUGAUGGUAGUGUCUACAUUUCAUUACUGUGCCACUACUCUCUCAUUAUUAAGGGAUCUAAAUGUGGUUUGUGUAUGGUGUCAUAGUACUGGUCAUACAUAGCACAAAGGUUUGGUUUUUAAUAAAUUUGUUGAAAAUUAU
This is a messenger RNA of Ostrea edulis (European flat oyster), 6447 nucleotides long. Its product is annotated as transient receptor potential cation channel subfamily M member-like 2. Lineage: Eukaryota; Metazoa; Mollusca; Bivalvia; Ostreida; Ostreidae. The record is from RefSeq and is a predicted model, not a curated record. Gene Ontology annotation, molecular function: monoatomic cation channel activity. Gene Ontology annotation, biological process: monoatomic cation transmembrane transport. Bases 446 to 5209 code for a protein of 1587 amino acids. The transcript is spliced from 33 exons.